AUGUCGCUUUGUCAAAACCGUUUGGGGGAGGAAAGAAAACAGUGGCGACGUGAUCAUCCAUUUGGCUUUUACGCUCGUCCGGUUCGCAACGCCCAAGGGGUCUUAGACCUAAAGAAAUGGGAGUGUGGUGUUCCUGGCAAAGACAAGACACUUUGGGAAGGAGGUCUGUUCAAAAUGGAUGUUACUUUCCCAGAUGAGUAUCCUACUAAGCCCCCCAAAUGUAAAUUUGUUCCUCCGCUAUUCCAUCCAAAUGUCUAUCCUUCCGGGACUGUUUGCUUGUCAAUCUUGAACGAAGAGGAGGGAUGGAAACCAGCCAUCACCAUCAAGCAAAUCCUCCUCGGCGUUCAGGAGUUGCUGAAUGAGCCAAACCCGGAGUCGCCCGCGCAGGCCGAUGCGUACAACCUAUUCAAAAAGGACCGUGCAGGGUAUGAGAAGAGGGUGAGAAGCAUUGUCAAGGACAAUCCAGCUCCUGCUCGACACCGAGGUCCAGAUUGGAGUGGAAACUUUGUUGCAGUCAAUACAGGUCCUAUCGCUCCUUUGUAUGCAGAGCAUGGAAUUGAUGCUCCAAAGUAUCUCGACGGCAUGUUUUCAUGGGUUCUGUACGAUAAACUCAAUGACCGCACAGUGGCAGCUCGAGAUCCUGUAGGCAUUACAAGUUUCUAUCAGGGGUGGUCAAGUCAGACGCCCGGAGCAGUCUACUUUGCAUCCGAGCUGAAGUGUCUCCAUCCGGUAUGCGAUAAGAUUAUUACAUUUCCUCCAGGACACAUUUAUGACUCGAAGUCUGAUGAGAUGACCCGGUACUUUCAACCUCCAUGGUGGGAUCCAACAAAGGUUCCUUCGGCGCCCGUAGAUUAUAAACGCAUUAGAACGUCUCUGGAGCGAUCUGUUCGAAAGCGGCUCAUGGCUGAAGUUCCGUACGGCGUACUCUUGUCGGGCGGUCUUGAUUCAAGUUUGGUAGCUGCAAUUGCCCAGAGAGAAACGUUGAGGCUACGGGCCUCUUCAAUGAGAAGAGACAAUGGCGUCAAUAAUUAUGAACAACAGUCAGCCGAGGAUCUCGUAGGUAUCGAUGAUGAUAACGAGUUAUCUACCGUUACCUGGUUGCCUCAAUUGCAUUCUUUCUCCAUUGGUCUACCAGGUGCGCCAGAUACGCAGGCUGCAGUGCAAGUAGCAAAGUAUCUUGGGACGAAGCACCACGAUUUCACAUUCACCAUUGAAGAUGGGCUCAACGCCCUCCAAGAUGUCAUUUUCCAUCUUGAAACUUACGACGUGACUACUAUCCGCGCAUCAACCCCAAUGUUUCUACUCAGUCGCAAGAUCAAGGCUAUGGGUGUGAAGAUGGUGCUAAGUGGAGAAGGAAGCGACGAGAUAUUCGGGGGUUAUCUCUAUUUUCACGCCGCUCCAAGCAAAGAAGCAUUCCACGCAGAGACAAUCCGCAGAAUCCAGAAUCUACAUCUCGCUGACUGCCUAAGAGCAAACAAAUCGACAGCCGCAUGGGGCGUGGAGGCUAGGGUGCCAUUCCUAGACAAAGAGUUUCUCGAAGCUGCGAUGAGCGUCGACCCUUCAGAUAAACUAAUCACGAAGGACCGCAUGGAGAAAUACAUUCUUCGCAAAGCGUUUGACACUACAGAUGAGCCAGGUACGAAAGCGUAUCUUCCAGACAACAUACUGUGGAGACAGAAGGAGCAGUUUAGUGAUGGCGUUGGCUAUGGCUGGAUCGAUGCUUUAAAAGACAAUGCAGAAGUCCAUGUUUCGGACGAAAUGAUGAAAAGCCCCAGACCUGAAUGGGGGUCCGAUGUUCCCGAUAGUAAAGAGGCUUACUGGUAUAGGUUGAUGUUCGACGAACAUUUCCCUGCUCACUGUGCCUCAACAGUCAUGAGAUGGAAACCAACGUGGUCGGAGCAGAGUGAUCCUAGCGGACGAGUGAUUCCAACUCACCUUGCUAAAUAUGAUGAAUUAAAGGAGCUUAAGAACGAGCUCAAGUAG
Molecule: messenger RNA, 1983 nt
Organism: Bacidia gigantensis
Lineage: Eukaryota; Fungi; Ascomycota; Lecanoromycetes; Lecanorales; Ramalinaceae
Exons: 9
Coding region: 1-1983 (660 amino acids)
Cellular component (GO): cytosol
Molecular function (GO): asparagine synthase (glutamine-hydrolyzing) activity
Source: RefSeq, a predicted model, not a curated record